Messenger RNA from Impatiens glandulifera, 1008 nucleotides. RefSeq names its product transcription factor bHLH52-like. Bases 1 to 888 code for a protein of 295 amino acids. Gene Ontology annotation, molecular function: DNA-binding transcription factor activity; protein dimerization activity. The transcript has 2 exons. Gene Ontology annotation, biological process: regulation of DNA-templated transcription. NCBI's taxonomy places the organism in Eukaryota, Viridiplantae, Streptophyta, Magnoliopsida, Ericales, Balsaminaceae. The record is from RefSeq and is a predicted model, not a curated record.
AUGGCUUUAAACUAUUUCUCAAAUAGGAUAUAUGGAUCUCAAAUUCAACAAAACACCAAUUACCAAGAUCAAUCCUUUUUAACAUUUCCACCAACCCAACUCCAACUUCCACCUAAUCCUCACUUCUCAAACCCUAACAACACCAACAAUCUAACCAUUUCUGAAUCUUUCAUCGACCCAUUCUUACCCAUCGAACCUUCUUACAAUUAUUACAACGAUUUCACACCAUUUGAAACUGAUUACUACCUUAAUCCCAAUUCCCCUACUUAUAAUAAUAAUAAUAAUUACCUCUAUGAUCAUCACCCAUCACCACCUCCACUUAACCCUAAAAGACAAAGAUUCUUUUAUGAGGAUUACGACGGUUUCAUUCCAAACCCACCUAUUUUUUUUCAAGAAUUUGUCGAAGAAGAAGAGAGUAGCAGUGCUAAUGUUGUUUUAGUAGGGAAUGAUAAUAUUAGUAAUAAGAAGAAGAACAAUAAUGGUAUUGAGAAUGUUGUGUCGGCUCAGAGUAUUGCGGCUAGACAAAGGAGAAGGAAGAUAAGUGAGAAAACUCAGGAGCUGGGAAAGCUAAUUCCGGGAGGACAAAGAAUGAAUACUGCUGAAAUGUUUCAUGCUGCUUUUAAACAUAUUAAGUUUCUUCAGGCUCAAGUUGGGAUUCUUGAAUUGAUGGGUUCUUUUCAUAAUCAUGAUCAUAUGAUAAAAGAAGAGGAAACUUGGGAUAGAAAAGAGAUGGCGGCGGCAGUUACAUGUCCAAGAAUUCAGGAGAAGUUACAUUUGAAGGAGAAGUGUUUGGUUCCCAAACAAGUCCUUAAAAGUUUGGUUAAUCAUCCACAACUUAACUCAAAUGUUGCAUCAUUACUUGAGGAAUUUAUUCUUACUAUUGCUUGAUAUGAUUUUAUUUAGUUUCAUUGCAUGCUUUUAUUAAUUAAUUAAUUAUCACUUUAUUUAUGUAUUUUUUUAUGACAAUUAAUGUUAAGUUUGUCUUAACAAUUUAUGAUGUAUGAGGUU